UUGCAAUUCAGAGCAAUUCAGAGAGAGAGGAUGGAGAAGCAGUUAAGUAGCCUUAGAGGAAGUAGUACUUGUAUUGUUCAGAAGAUUAUGAUAAAUAUGGAACUUGUAGUAGUACUGCUAAUGGCCUCUAAUUUUAAUGGAGCUUUUGCAGCUAACUGGCAACGUGCUCAUGCUACAUUUUAUGGUGGAGGUGAUGCCUCGGGAACCAUGGGGGGUGCAUGUGGUUACAGGAAUCUAUACAACGAUGGUUACGGAACCAAAACUGCUGCUCUGAGCACAGCACUCUUCAACGGUGGCAAGACAUGUGGUGCUUGUUAUCAGAUCGUCUGUGACGCCUCUCAGGCACCCAAGAAUUGUAAAAGGGGAACCUCUAUUACCAUAACUGCGACUAAUUUCUGUCCACCAAACUACGCUCUCCCAAAUAAUAAUGGUGGUUGGUGCAAUCCACCACUAAAGCAUUUCGACAUGGCUCAACCUGCCUAUGAAAAGAUUGCCAUUUAUAGAGCAGGAAUCGUUCCUGUCCGUUUUAGGAAGGUUAAGUGCACAAGAAGGGGAGGAAUGAGAUUUACAAUAAAUGGCAGGAACUACUUUGAACUGGUGGUGAUCAGCAACGUAGCCGGAGCAGGUGACAUAUCCAAAGUGUGGAUCAAAGGAACAAAAAACAAGUACACAUGGAUUCCCAUGACAAGGAAUUGGGGUGCAAACUGGCAGAGCCUUACUUAUCUCACUGGGCAGACCUUAUCCUUCAAAAUCCAAACCAGCAAUGGUAGAGUCCGCAUAGCGUAUGAUGUUGCUCCUUCUAAUUGGAGGUUCGGACAGACCUUUUCCAGCAAUGUGCAGUUCUAAAUUUCUGGAGAUCUUUUAUGCAUCUUGUCUUGAACUCUUUGUAUUAUCAAAAAGAGUAUUAUAAAUGUUGUAAUAAUGGUAUAGAUUCCUUAGGUUGUGGCUAAUUAUAUUUUAGCGCCCACCUGGCUAGUUAGUAAACAUAAGAUUAGAUAACUCAAUAAGUUAAGAGGAUGGCGAGUAUGGAAAUGUUUGUAGCUGCAAAUACUUCUCCUCCUGCACCUGCAGCAUCAGUAAACAGCAAAACCACCAGAAGGAGGUUCCAUAGGGUAGGAUGAACGACAGAAAGCUGAACUGGAACUACGAUACUGAGGAAAAUAAUAAUGAAUACCGCAAUAAACUUUCCGGGGUCAUCAAGAAGAACUGAUGGUACCUAACAGCUACACCAACAUUGUUUCGGAAGAAGGAAAAAAACAUGUAAUGAGUAGAGAAGCUUAAUUGCAAUUGUAUGACCCACUUGGUCUAGAAUCAUUUUAUAAAUUAAUGGAAUAUGGGC
Messenger RNA from Papaver somniferum (opium poppy), 1339 nucleotides. RefSeq names its product putative expansin-A17. The record is from RefSeq and is a predicted model, not a curated record. Bases 31 to 846 code for a protein of 271 amino acids. Gene Ontology annotation, biological process: plant-type cell wall organization. The transcript is spliced from 3 exons. NCBI's taxonomy places the organism in Eukaryota, Viridiplantae, Streptophyta, Magnoliopsida, Ranunculales, Papaveraceae. Gene Ontology annotation, cellular component: extracellular region.